CAAAGACGGCUGGAGGUGUGUUCCUGAGCUGCGGACAGAAAAGUCAUCUAAUUGCGGAACUUCGCGCCAGAGCAGACCACGACAGUGACCAAAAGAAGGAGACCGCUGAUAUCUCUCGGACCAAGCGUUAUCUAAACCAGCCCUGCCCGGACAAAAAGUACUAGAUCGCCGUCUUCUCUGUCAAUAUCUACUUCGUCAUUCUACCGCGUCCACACUCGACACUACCACCAUGAAGAAUAGUGCAUUCCUGUGUGCUACAUGUAACACAGAAGAGAACGACCAAAACAAAAUUGUCCUGUGUCACUACUGUAUGAAGUGUGAGCAUCUGAGCUGUAAAAAGGUGUACGGAGUAGCUGCCGAAAAACUGCGCGCAAAAAAGUAUUUUUGCUCGCUGGAUUGUGCUAAGCUUUCGUCGCACACGAGUUCUGGGAUGGAGAACCAAAUUAUGGAGGAAAUCGGGAAGGUGCUCGCCGAGGUUCGUGGCACCUCCGCUGAGCUGCGAAAGGUACAGGACACCAUUGGGGAGCUUCAACGCACGCACAACUCGUUCGCUGAAAAGGUCGACACACUGCUGAACGAGAUGCAAGCCAUCAAAGAGGAUCAACAGCUGCUGAAGAACGAUGUCGCAGUUUUGCAGGAGGAACAGUUUGCAGUUAAUGAAACAAUCACUGACCUGGAAAAGCAGCUUGAUCAACUCAAUCGUGCUGCCCUCGCCACACACGCCGUCAUCCUAGGAGUUCCAUCUUCCAAAGAUGAGGAUUUAAAGAAGGUGAUCACUGAUAUCGCCCUGGCGGUGAAAUGUACGCUGCCCGAAGAUGCUAUCGUCGAAACGAAGCGGCUGGUGUCGAAGGACGGGGAGCAGACUGGCAAACCGGUCCCGAUAAAGGUGAUCUUUUCCGACACAAGCUACAAGGAAGAACUCUUCGCCAAGAAGAAAUGCCACGGUCUACUCCUCUCAUCAACAAUCGGCUCCAACAACACUGGCACAGGAGGCAGCAGAAUCAUUCUUCGCGACGAAUUGACGUCGUUUGGAAUGACGUUGCUGAAGCAGGCGAGGGUGGUCCAGGAAGCAGCAGAUUUGAAGUUCGUCUGGCCUGGUCGCGAUGGGGUUAUCCUCGUCAGGGCCACCGACAACUCGAAGGUUGAAAAAAUUCGUAACGCCAAGGACCUUGAGAAACUCCAGCACCAGCACCCCAAACGCCCUCUCGAUGGAUCGCUGUUGAACUCCACCAUGCUAUCGUUGAACGGCGCACCGGCUCCGAAGCAGCAGAAGCAGCUGUAACACGCAGUUUCGACGGCAGAUCAACUGCAGAGCAUUUUGUUCUAUUAUUUUGUUUUAUAAAAUGUUUACAAAUUGUAACUCUAGUUUUGCUUGUAUCGAAGAUUGGAUUAAAAAUAAAAAUAUCUCUCCUGUCUCUUC
This is a messenger RNA of Culex pipiens pallens (northern house mosquito), 1420 nucleotides long. RefSeq lists its product as uncharacterized. The coding region runs from base 230 to 1282 and encodes 350 amino acids. NCBI's taxonomy places the organism in Eukaryota, Metazoa, Arthropoda, Insecta, Diptera, Culicidae. The record is from RefSeq and is a predicted model, not a curated record. The transcript is spliced from 2 exons.